This is a messenger RNA of Parus major (Great Tit), 1581 nucleotides long. It is a transcript of the gene HPCAL4, whose product is annotated as hippocalcin like 4. The record is from RefSeq and is a predicted model, not a curated record. The transcript has 4 exons. The coding region runs from base 30 to 605 and encodes 191 amino acids. Gene Ontology annotation, molecular function: calcium ion binding. NCBI's taxonomy places the organism in Eukaryota, Metazoa, Chordata, Aves, Passeriformes, Paridae.
GCACUUCUGCCAGUUCCAGAGGGGCAGCCAUGGGCAAGCACAGCAGCAAGCUGGCCCCGGAGAUGCUGGAUGACCUGGUGAGGAGCACGGAGUUCAGCGAGCAGGAGCUGAAGCAGUGGUACAAGGGCUUCCUCAAGGACUGCCCCACCGGCAUCCUCAACCUGGAGGAGUUCCAGCAGCUCUACAUCAAGUUUUUCCCCUACGGAGACGCCUCCAAGUUUGCCCAGCACGCUUUCCGCACCUUCGACAAGAACGGGGACGGCACCAUCGACUUCAGGGAGUUCAUCUGUGCCCUGUCUGUCACCUCCAGGGGCACCUUUGAGCAGAAACUCAACUGGGCCUUCGAGAUGUACGACCUGGACGGGGACGGGAAGAUCACGCGCCUGGAGAUGCUGGAGAUCAUUGAGGCCAUUUACAAGAUGGUGGGGACUGUGAUCAUGAUGAGGAUGAACCAAGACGGGCUGACGCCCCAGCAGCGAGUGGACAAGAUCUUCACAAAGAUGGACAAGGACAAGGAUGACCAGAUCUCCCUGGAGGAGUUCAAGGAGGCGGCCAAGAGCGACCCCUCCAUCGUCCUGCUCCUGCAGUGUGACAUGCAGAAAUAGAGCCCUGGCACCCAGGGCUGGACUGGCUGGAGCCAAACUCUGCCCCCUGUGAUGGUUCCAAUCCCUGUUUUCCCCACAUUUGGCCCCAGGCAUGAGGCACAUUCCGCCCCUCCUGCUGCCCCUUCUGGGCAGCCCAAAUUCCACACCCUCCCAGGGCUGCUCCGAGCGUCACCAGCCCUCUGCCCCCCUGGAGCUGGACACCCUGCAGCCACUGCUGUGUCCUGCCUGACCAGGGCCAGCUGUCCCCACAUCCCUCUGGCUUUCACCCUGCUUUCCCCCACCUGAUCCUAACCCAGACCAACUCUGUCCCCUUUCUGAUGUUUUUCAUGGCUUGUGAUGUCUCCAGGGAGGCUGAAAUGUCCCAAGUCCUGCUCCUGGUCCCCCCUUCACUGGAAAUUCCCUGGAAGGCUGCUCUGAGAGGCCAGGGCAGGGUCUUGCACCAGUUUUAGCUCUUCCACCUCUGUUUUUCCUGCUGGGAGCAGCCAGGGUUGCUCAGGAUGCUUUAGCAGAGAACAGAAGUGUCCAAAGCCAGCCCUGGACGUGGCCAGUGUCCCAUCCUAGAUGCCACCUUCCAUCCCAUCAGCUGGGUGACAUCCACAGCUGCCCUGGCUGCUCUGUGGCAUUUCUGACCCGCCCCAAUAUUGAGGAGACCCCAAACUGGAGGCAGGGUCAGGAGUGUGGGUGUGGAAGGCAGCUCCUGCUGCUGCUCCUGGCUGUGGGGACAGCAGGGAGCUGGAUUUGGGCUGUGGGGAGGUGUCCUGUACCUGCUGAGCCUCCUGGCAAAGCUCUGAGGCCACAAGAAUCAAAUCUGUCACCUUUCUCCCCGCUCCCAGCCUGCUGCACCUGCCCCUCCUGCCCCAGGUUGGUGUUCAGUCUGCACGUUGUGGUGUUGGUGGCUGUGGUGUCUGUUAGGAGAUGGUGAAGUCCUUUCCUAUUUUUUUAAUGGAAAAAUAAACUGUCCCCUGUGUGUGGUGUC